Messenger RNA from Pomacea canaliculata, 3216 nucleotides. RefSeq lists its product as uncharacterized. Bases 1794 to 2390 code for a protein of 198 amino acids. The record is from RefSeq and is a predicted model, not a curated record. The transcript has 5 exons. NCBI's taxonomy places the organism in Eukaryota, Metazoa, Mollusca, Gastropoda, Architaenioglossa, Ampullariidae.
CAACACUUGCUUUAAUUAUAUACAGACAUGCAGUUACAUGGCUGCAGGUACUUUCAUUUAACAGUCGCAAUUUCUGCUGUAACAUUUUAGUUCCGUAACCACCCGAAAUCAUGGUCAUCGGAUUUUCCGAGAAAACUCCUGGCAAGUUCUAGUCACAGCCAAGAGGACACGGGAGAGAACUCUCCAUGCACGCGUGUCCACCUCCCACCCUCCGUCACUCAACUGUUGAGAGCGUGUGUGCGUGCGCGCGUGUUGUGAGGAGAAGCAACCGCGCUGUGCGUGCUGGUACUCAGCGGAUGACUAGACUCGAAUCAGCUGCUCUGCGCUGCCAACCGUGUCACAGUUGUACCCGCCAGUCUCCCCAAAGGCUGAAAUGUUUGUGUGCGGUUUGUAUCCUCCAUUAUUUCCUUCACGAGACACGUUGGAGACACUUGCAUGUGAAAUGUUCCUUCGGCCUUGACUGACCCACCUUUGAGAGAGACGCCUCGACAGGUGUGUACAGACCCUCGAUGAGGGGAAACACCUCUGGUGCUGGCUUUGGUUAGUAAGCCUUCCAUGCCAACAGACUUUAUUUAUUGUUAUACUUCGGCUGGAGAUCGACAGCUCGGGGACAGGAUCCCCCGUUAUUUUUCUUAGCUCCUCCCUCCACACCACCAGCGCCAUCAACUUUCGGCAGGCGUGUUGUCAGCGUGGCACAUGUGCCCCUCAGGGAUGUGUGACCUGCUUCUCUUAUCAACAAACCCGUGGAGUUAAAAACACUGUUUAUUGGGCUUCCAUCCGCCAGGCAAUCAAGAAGCGCGGUUUAAACCCCUCCCCACAACUCCACCCCUUCCCUCCUUUUUUAAAAAAAAUCUUCUUGUGAUUGCCUAAACAUCGACAGCGAAGUUCGAGGCAACGGAAGGCAACGGACUGCAGACGGUUGUAACAGCAUCCGUGUAUCAUGUUCCAUUCGCUCCAGGAGCUAUGGUGCUUGCCGUUGGGUUUAUGCGUGUGAUCACACACAAGGCCAGUGUCGGUGCACAGGGGCAGUCAGUCAGUCUGUGCUUUGAGAGCCGUAUUCUGCUCACUUGUUGAAUGGAGGCCACUUGGACAGUUCUCGCUUUUGAAAGGUCGAACAUAUUGUACUUUGUACCAGCAUGGCAUAGCUUAGCGCUUGAAGGAAGCAGCGCUCCUUGGUCAAAUUAUUUCGUGAAGUGAUAACAAAGAAACAAUUCACAAGUUUUGCUGUUCACGUGGUGGAGUGUGUAAACUGCGAAACACCAUCCAAGGGCCAGAGACGAUCCAUGUGUCUGUGUGUGUGUCCUCUGUCAAGUUUGUCCAAAUUGUCGGGUGGGUGAGCUAGGUCAGCAACAACAUUGACUGAACACCUUGAAGCCAGUUCGUGUCAGGUGUUCUACACGAUACAUGUUGUGGAAUGUUCUGCAGUGCAAACAGUGUCUAGCCAGCGGAAAAGGAAAGUUUCUACAUUUGUUGGACAGUCUGUGACACACUAAACAUGGAGCAGAAGGAAAAGUUACAAAUGUGGCUUCUUGCUGCACUAGCUGUGGUGUUGACAGAUGUUGUGCUUGGUAUUAGUCAGUGCGGUAUCCAGUUCGUUGAAUAUGAAAUUCUGAUGGUGUGCAAUCAAAGCAGGUCACUCAAAGAAAAAGAACGUUGUGCUGCUGAUGGUGAGGGAUUAAUCGUUGGUGAAAUGAUCACAAGUUCUUUGAGUAAUGCACCAGCAUGUGAAUUUGCCAACUCUGAUGCCAUGAACAUGACAUGCUUGCGAAGCAAUUCUGGGAGAGAAAUGGAAUAUGAUGCAAGUGUUUGCACAGAUUCUGGAUGCUGUCAGUGGAAAACAUGUAAUUGAACAUCUGCCUAGAGUGAAUCCUCUUCCUAUGGAAAAAGAUCAUGUGACACCUUUCAUCGCAUUCAAAAAAUCCUGCAAACCAGUUGAUCCAGAUCACGGUGAAGGAGCUAAUACUGUCAUAGACAUUUGCACAAACCGAACCAUAAACUACACACGUGUGUAUCUGAUGCUAAAUAGUGAGAAACAUGUGGAUGUACUGACAGAACCCUCUGUUAUGUGUCACUGCACACUGCAAGCAGAUUCUAGUAUCACACUCCAGGCCCUAGAUGUGCGACUGCAGAACAGCAGCAACAACCAGUGUAAUGCUUCCUCUCUUGAGUUCAAAUCUGAAGAGAAGUCUAUAGAACUAAAGUGCCAAGACAGACCUUUGUUUGGACUGGAAACACUCUUUGAGGGCAAAGAGAUCAAUUUGACUCUGCAUACAGAUUAUGCUCCUAAGAUGGUGUGGAUAGAAGGAAAGGCAGCUUCAGACAGCGGAAAAUCCACGCAGAACACAAUCAUGGUCUCUUGUAGAACUGAGCUAGAAGGUAAAAAAAAUUGAUGUAAAGCCAGAUGAAAACAACAAUGAAGGUAGGAAACAUAUCGUGAAGCAUAACUCAAGGAUUUUUUUGCUGCUCAUAUCUAAUAAAUAAAGCAGAGCGUGAUGAUGUGUGUAUGUGCACAAGCACCAGUAAAAGUGUUGCUGGCAACGUAAUUUUUAUCUCCCCCUUCACUCUUGAUGUGGUUUUCUGUUGCUGAACAUGAACAGGCAGCCCAUCAUGUUAGGGGACAUCAAGAAUACAAGUGUUUCACUAUUUUACUACACAGAUACCAUACAUGAAAACACUUGACUCAAGCGAUAGAUUAAAAUUUGACUAUAAAUUACUGCUUAAAGAGUUAGUGGGUGAAGCUGGGUACCCUGGCUGGUGUAUAUGUGUGGGAGAGAGAUAUAUAGGAAUGCAGAUUCACAAAGAGGUAAUACUGCCUUGUUUGUGUUUACACUUUUUUCAGUUUUCUAAAUUGUAGAUGCUUUAUUAAAAUGGCACAUUUUCAUUGUAAAUAACUUCCUUGUAUUUAUUACAAGGCAUGUGUCAAGCAGCACAGAAUAAGUUUUAGUGAAUUGCCAUUUUUCACAGAACUGAAGUUUUAAAGUUACAUGUUUUAUUUGGAUGCCUAUUCUACACCUUAUAGGAUACAAAUCUGCCAGGCAGUUAAGGAUAACCACUGAACUAGUGAAGUUAAUAUAACCCUCUGUUGCAAAAUAAAGGCAUGGUGUAGCAUUUGGUUAGUAAUUUCAGUGUUUUUCCUACAAAGAUAAUUUCCAUGCUGUGUAAUGUUCCUCCACUUCAUAAAAAUAAGUUUAAUGAGUAGCCGAAAUUGCUUUCAUG